Messenger RNA from Sphaeroforma arctica JP610, 340 nucleotides. RefSeq lists its product as hypothetical. The annotation marks the transcript as partial. The record is from RefSeq and is a predicted model, not a curated record. Lineage: Eukaryota; Ichthyosporea; Ichthyophonida. The transcript is spliced from 2 exons.
AAACACUGGAGAGGCCGGGUGCCAGACCUGCGACUACCUAUCUCUGCAACGGAUGGUGUUCACACCCCGGCCAAUACAGACACAGCUCAGCAAAGACAGCAGGAAGUACUCGCAGCUCAAUAACACACUCUCACACAACACAGACACGUGUGAGGCUGGCAGUCAACGCACUGAGGGACAAGCGGGUGCGCCUGUGCAAAGAUUGAGCGAGAGUCAUGAUAAACUAAACAAGUCUACCAGCCUUGUCAGUAAGAUUGCUGCGGCGGGGUCACAGGUGGAUCUGUUAGUGGAAGCAAGACGACUGCAACGGCGCAUGUCUGCCAGCAGCACAGCCAAGAAG